This is a messenger RNA of Sinocyclocheilus grahami, 1048 nucleotides long. RefSeq names its product TLC domain containing 3Bb (gene tlcd3bb). Lineage: Eukaryota; Metazoa; Chordata; Actinopteri; Cypriniformes; Cyprinidae. Gene Ontology annotation, biological process: lipid homeostasis; ceramide biosynthetic process. The transcript is spliced from 3 exons. The record is from RefSeq and is a predicted model, not a curated record. Gene Ontology annotation, molecular function: sphingosine N-acyltransferase activity. Gene Ontology annotation, cellular component: endoplasmic reticulum; membrane. The coding region runs from base 1 to 411 and encodes 136 amino acids.
AUGAAAGUAUAUGACCCCUUUAUUCUCAACACAUACAAGCAGCAGCACACGCUUCUUCACAAAGUGAAUGGAGCUGUUAUGCUGAUCACUUUCUUCCUCUGUCGAGUCCUUCUCUUCCCCUAUCUCUACUACGUUUACGGAAGGUACGCCUCUAUUCCCUUCUACCGGGUUCCUUUCACGGUGCCCUGGCAGUGUAAUCUGGGAGCGGCUCUGCUCAUGGCCCCGCAGCUCUACUGGUUCUCCCUGAUCUGCAGGGGGGCCCUGCGCCUGUUCACCGGCAGCUCCUCGCGUUCCCGCAAACCCACGGCUCCGGUCAAGUCAGAUUUUGAAGGACACGAGUCGCUGCCUCAGCCUGCCAACGGAUACAGUACACGGAUGGUGGGUCGGGACACGCCCACAAUGUCACACUGAGGGGGAGGAGACUAUGCUAAUGAGACUAAGCAAAGUAAAAAGGGGAUUGGAUGAAUGCAAUGAUGAAGUGGCAGAGCAGAAGGGCAGGUUGCCAAGGAAGUACACAGAGUGAUUAAAGAGGUACUGAAAUAGACUAGACGCCCUGUAACGCAUUACAGCACAGCAUUAUGUUUAGUUACAGGGCUCGUGUACUGUGUAUAUAAGACAUGCUUUAGUAGAUCAAGGGAAGCAAAAAUGCCGGAAAAAUCAGUGGAAGUGUCCACACAACGGCCAGAUGUGUGUCACAUCACAACUGAGGCAAUAAGUGCAUAUUUUAUGUGAGAAAAUUUCUGAACCAAGACAAGCACUUUUUGUUUGAGGCACUUUGAAAGGUCGCAGAAUGUCAGACUGGGGCUGAGGUCUCGUGCCUGAGGUCUGUUCUUUGCAUAUAUUACUGUAGUGUUGCAGAUGCAUUGUUCAUAGAAAUGUCCUCGAUUAUUAUAUUUAGCACUGGUCUACAAAGAGCAACCCAAGGUGUCAGGCAUUAUCAAGCUUGACUGUCUGUAUAGAGUUCAGCUGAAAUGCCUCUCGUUGGAUUUAAAGGGACAGUUCACCCAAAAUGAAAAUGUACCCACUCUCAUGUCGUUUAGAUGCUGUA